Messenger RNA from Pistacia vera, 1438 nucleotides. Its product is annotated as probable aspartic proteinase GIP2. The coding region runs from base 38 to 1366 and encodes 442 amino acids. Gene Ontology annotation, molecular function: aspartic-type endopeptidase activity. The transcript has a single exon. The record is from RefSeq and is a predicted model, not a curated record. Lineage: Eukaryota; Viridiplantae; Streptophyta; Magnoliopsida; Sapindales; Anacardiaceae. Gene Ontology annotation, biological process: proteolysis.
CUUCUUCUCUCUGCCGAUCUAUCUCACUUCCCUGACCAUGGUUUCUUCUAAUCAUUUAACUAUUUUCUUCCUCCUUUCCCUUUCGUUCUCCCUAACACAACAAUCUUCCAAGCCCAAAGCACUACUGCUCCCAGUGUCCAAAGAUACCUCCACUCUACUGUACUUAACCCAUCUCAACCUUGGAACCCCUUUUAUUCAGAAAAGCCUCGUUGUUGACCUUGGAGGAAGAUAUCUGUGGAUAGAAUGUACAAAAGAUUACAAAUCAUCCACUCACAAGCUUGGCAGUUGUGGGUCGGCUCCAUGCUCAGUAGCCCACUCUGAUGAGUGUACUGUAUGCUUGUCUGGCUCUAAGCCAAAGUGCCUCGACAGAACCAAGAGGCCUUGUUAUAUCUACCCCGAAAACACGCUCAGCAGUGGACAUGCUGAAUUUGGAAACCUUUCCAUGGACAGAAUUUCACUCCAAUCCAGAGACAGCUCCACAUCUGGACCACUUGUUACAAUUAACAGUUUUAUCUUCGCCUGUGCUACUCAUAAGCUCCUCCUGAAUCUUGCCAAAGGUGUUAAGGGAAUGCUUGGAUUGGGAAGGCAUCCUGCUGGGCUACCAAUUCAACUUUCGUCCGCAUUUGGUGGAAGUUUGCGUCGAAAAUUUGCUGUAUGUUUGCCUUCCAAAUCCAAAACCAAUGGGGUAAUCUUUUUUGGUGACUCAAAUUAUUUGUUCUAUCCAGAUUAUAAUACUUCAAAGGCCAUUGAUUUAUCAUCCAUGUUUACUUACAUACGACUUGUUGUUAAUCCGGCAAGCACGUCCAAAAUUUUCGAAACGGGAGAGGCGUCAGCUGAUUACUUUGUUGGACUUCGGUCGGUUAUGGUAAACAAAAAAAUAGUUCCAUUUAACUCAUCAUUGCUUACUUUCAACAAGUGGGGUUUCGGUGGAACAAAAUUAAGUACAGUCAAUCCCUACUCUGUUCGCGAAACUUCUAUCUACAGUUCUUUGGUGAAGGUGUUUGAUGAGGAGAUUAUUGCAACCCAUAAUGUCAGUAAGGUUGCAGCUGUUGAACCUUUUACAGAAUGUUACACCAUUGGGCAGGUGGGUGUGACAUUGACUGGGCUUGAUGUCCCUUAUAUUCGGUUAGUGUUUGAGGACAACACAUACUGGGAGCUCCACGGAGCUAAUUCAAUGGUUCAGAUAAGCCGUGAUGUGAUGUGCUUGGGAUUUUUGGAUGGAGGGGAUCAGGUAACAAUACCAAUUGUGAUUGGGGCGCAUCAAUUGCAGGACAAUCUUCUUCAAUUUGAUCUUGAUGCUUCUAAGCUAGGAUUUACUUCCACACUUCUCUCAAAAGAAAUUAAGUGUUCCAACUUCAAAUUCUGAAAGUUACAUCAAAUAGUAUUAAAACUGCAGGUGCCAUUGUUAUAUGAUGAUCUGUAGUACUCUGUUUUGUUA